GUCCCCCAGUGUCCCCAUGUCCCUGUGUCCGUCUGUCCCCAGGGUGACUCGGGGGGUCCCCUGCUCUGCGGGGGGCAGCUCCAGGCCGUGGUGUCCUGGGGCGAGCACCCCUGUGGUCAGCGGGGCCGGCCGGGCGUCUACGCGCGCGUGCAGCCCGAGCUGGCCUGGAUCCGCGCGGUCAUCGGCGCCGACGGCGCGGCCACCGGCCCCGGCUGUGGCCCCCAGUGACCCCGGGGGACCACGAGU
Oenanthe melanoleuca is the source of this 246-nucleotide messenger RNA. RefSeq names its product venom plasminogen activator Haly-PA-like. NCBI's taxonomy places the organism in Eukaryota, Metazoa, Chordata, Aves, Passeriformes, Muscicapidae. Gene Ontology annotation, molecular function: serine-type endopeptidase activity. The record is from RefSeq and is a predicted model, not a curated record. The transcript has a single exon. Gene Ontology annotation, biological process: proteolysis. The annotation marks the transcript as partial.